UGAUCCAUAUUAAAUAUAGUUUGUGUUGAGAAGAGUAGGUCGCCCGUACUCAAGGUUAAGUAGAGUCAAAAAAAAUGGAGUCUUUGGCUCGACUUGUAACUAUUUAUAAUGAACAGACGACGGACAGCCAUGACGCUUUGCGCGAAAUUCAAGUCCGAACGAAAAAGCAUUUGGACUCGCAGCCAGAGAUGUCCGGUGGUUCCUUGGCCGUUCCAUCGAAAGCCGACGAGAGCGAAGGUUUCGCAAGCCGGAGACGCAGUACGAUUUUUCUCGGUUACACGAUCGACGAAAUGUUUGCCCAGCAUGCUCAAACUCCUCGGAACAGCGUAAAAUACAAAGCAAAUAAAAAUAAUGAGCCUCGUUCAAGGACGAUGUUGGAAUCGUGGAAAUGGAAGAAUUGCGUAAAUGCGAUAGGUUUUCUAUGGGCAAGACGAGUCCGAGUCCUUUUCCUCAAUGACUACGGAAAUAGGGUCUCCGGUAAUGCCUGGUGGACGCGCAAGAUUCUCCGAAAACGUUGGAGUCAGAAGCAUGAUUUUUGACGUUCCAUCAACGGACUCCCUCCCCCACAUCGAAGCCAGAGCUUUUGCGGUCGUCCUUCAGGAAGCUUUGGACCGAUUGGGGAUUCUCGAACGAGUCAUUCCUGCCAAGGUAGAUCCGCGAUGGGACGAGAGCUACAAAACCAUCGAUGAAAAGUACGGAAUCCCCGAGGAACCCCAAAUAAUGUUCAGAAGUGAUAUGGGAUUGUUGCCACUCGUUCCUACGGUUUCUGAAAAACUUCAACGUGACAGAACUUACAUGUACAAUGUCCUGAAGAGCACGAUUCGAGACAUUCAAUGUGUGCGACGAUACGAUCGCUUGGAAACAGAGGUCGACGACAUAACUCGAACCCUCGAAGGUGAACACAAUCUCGAAGUCAAUAACGAAAUUUGGACCAAUCAAGUGACGCAACUUCGGGAACUCAUCGAAUCUGAGCGAUUAAAAAACGACGAAGAAGUUAAAAAUCUGCUCCUCAUGGCUCAAGACAUGAACGCCGAAAUCGACAAUGCCAUUUUUUCCAAUAAAUCGAAACUGGAAUACGUUGAACGCUGGGAAGCAGCGCGUCUUGAUCAGCAAAAAUUACGGCUUGAGAUAAAAGAGCAAGAAAUUAACGAUGCCCUCGAAAAAUUGGCGACGUUGGAAAGAGACGAUCAAAUAAUAUCGAACGAGGUGAGUACUUUUCUGGAGUCAAAUACGCUUGACCUUGAAGAGAGCAUAACCGCGUGGAGCACUCGAUACAAUGAGGAGACCGAGCGUCUCGUACGUCAAAUGAACGAUACUAAGGAAAAAAUUGAACUACAAAAAAUACAGCUGGUGAAUCUUCGAGAAUUGAAGGAUGAGCAGCAAAUAUUUCUCCACAAAUGUUACGAGGCACGAAGACAGGCUGAACGAGAGGUGGCGUAUUGGGAAGCCGUAAACGGCGCUGCUACUUUGAUACAAAGCCUGUGGCGAGGCUACAUGGUUAGACACAAAUUGGGCAAAUACGAAAAACUCUGGGCGAGUCUCAGGAAACGAAAGAAUAAAAAGAAGAAGAAAAAGAAAGGAAAAAAAUGAAUAAGAAAUAAUUGUAGAGAAAUUCAAUAAAUGCCUGUUUUUAUAUAA
This is a messenger RNA of Venturia canescens, 1638 nucleotides long. RefSeq names its product dynein regulatory complex protein 10-like. The record is from RefSeq and is a predicted model, not a curated record. The coding region runs from base 454 to 1590 and encodes 378 amino acids. The transcript has 4 exons. Gene Ontology annotation, cellular component: motile cilium; cytoplasm. Lineage: Eukaryota; Metazoa; Arthropoda; Insecta; Hymenoptera; Ichneumonidae. Gene Ontology annotation, molecular function: protein binding. Gene Ontology annotation, biological process: cilium organization.